Molecule: messenger RNA, 1071 nt
Organism: Melitaea cinxia (Glanville fritillary)
Lineage: Eukaryota; Metazoa; Arthropoda; Insecta; Lepidoptera; Nymphalidae
Exons: 6
Coding region: 81-572 (163 amino acids)
Source: RefSeq, a predicted model, not a curated record
UUUUUAUUCAGGUCCUGAUGGUCGCAUGAGAUAUGACAUUUGGUUGAUUCAAAAAGGUUUGAAGAGGACAUUUAUUGAAGAUGGCGCAAUAUUAUACCUAUCUCAUCUUAGCCACGUUUGUUUUCAUCGCUGAUGUUGUCCCCCUAGUCGCUGCGCAACCACCCUUAGCAAAUGAAUCGAUUGGAAAAGACCGUGCCUUAAGACAGUCGUUAUUAAAAGCAGGAAGAAAUGUUGCUACUAAACCGAAAUGGGGAUUUUUCGGCACAAUAUUCAACCUUAUUCUAGAGCAAAUUAACGACACAAAAAGUGCAUAUGGACAAAUAUCAGAUUUAGUAAACAACCAAUUCAUAGAUGAAAAAGCUGUUACAGUAAUACCUGCUGCACCAAACAAUGGUACGACUCCAACACCCAAAAUCACAAGAUCAGAAUUUUUAAAAAUACUUGAUCGCAAUCUGAAAGGCUUAACACGUCUUCGUAAUUUAGAAUGGCGUGAAGCGAAAAAGGAUUCUUGGUCGAAUGUUCAUGGGUACUGGAACGAAAUAUUUGGAGGAAAGAAAAGAAGCACUAGAUAGCAUGUCAAAAAUUUAAUGUUACUUUACAAUAAUUUAUUUAUAGUUAAACAAUGGGUUUACCGUUUUUAUGCCAGCAGUUGUAGUGAAUAAAGCUGAGAGUUUAAAUCAAAAAAAUUUGAAAAUUAAAAUUGUUUGUCUGUAAAGUUAUAACAAAACAUCUCCUCGGACGCAUAGGAAAAUCGAGUAGAAAAGAAAUAGAUUCGCCGCAAGCGUACAAUGAGCGUAACGGGACACUGAGUCAUCCUUUUUUGUGCAUGCAGCCGGCGUUCAGAUGUUCGACGAUUUUGUGAUUCAAAUUAUGAGUGCGAAAUUGAAACAGAAUACUGACAAAUAUCAUUCUGAAAAAUACUUUUAACUAUAUAUUAACUUGUUAACUAUAUAAAUCUCGCUGGUGCUAGUUAGUUUUAUAUAUGGGUUACCAAUUUAGAAGUUAGUGAAAUAUAGUAGAAGAAGCAAAACAUUAUUAUACAAUUGUAAUAAAAUAUUCUGAUGUACUCGA